This is a messenger RNA of Ostreococcus lucimarinus CCE9901, 1100 nucleotides long. It is a transcript of the gene RPS21, whose product is annotated as Ribosomal protein S21, component of cytosolic 80S ribosome and 40S small subunit. NCBI's taxonomy places the organism in Eukaryota, Viridiplantae, Chlorophyta, Mamiellophyceae, Mamiellales, Bathycoccaceae. The record is from RefSeq and is a predicted model, not a curated record. Gene Ontology annotation, biological process: endonucleolytic cleavage to generate mature 3'-end of SSU-rRNA from (SSU-rRNA, 5.8S rRNA, LSU-rRNA); translation; endonucleolytic cleavage in ITS1 to separate SSU-rRNA from 5.8S rRNA and LSU-rRNA from tricistronic rRNA transcript (SSU-rRNA, 5.8S rRNA, LSU-rRNA). Bases 852 to 1100 code for a protein of 82 amino acids. Gene Ontology annotation, molecular function: structural constituent of ribosome. The transcript has 3 exons. Gene Ontology annotation, cellular component: cytosolic small ribosomal subunit; ribosome.
ACAAUUGGACUAAAAUAAUCUGCCGUCACCGCGCUACCUAAGGUUCGUCUCGUCCCGCUUAAGAAAUGAUCAGCGCCUUCUUGAGCAAAGCACCCACGGUCUCCGACGGUUGCGCACCCUUGGCGAUCCAAUCCUUGAUCGCCGGCGCAUCCAAAGAGGAUUGCUUGCGGAUCGGAUCGUACCACCCCAACUGUUGGAUUGGCAAACCGUCGCGGCGCGCGCGCGAGUCGAUGGCGAUGAUGCGAUAAAACGGUUCCUUCUUGCGACCCAUGCGAGUGAAUCGAAUCGCAACUCUGUUCUCCACGCGCAGCGCCGCGCGAGCGCCCGUGAUGGUUCUCUUUUCAACCUAUCGUCGCGCGCAUCCACCGUCCGUCGUCAGUCGUCGCGUUCGCGUCCUCGUCGUCCGCCGUCGCCGCGACCCCACCCAUCGUCGACGGCGUCGCGCGAUUCGGUCGUCCCGCGUCCCGCCGUCGCGCUUCGCGCGCCGCCGCGUCGUCGUCGUCGUCUCGACGAUUCAAUUUUACGCGACGCUCGCGCACCUUGCUCUGCACGCGCGCGCCGCCGACGAGGGCGGCGCUGAACGUGAACGUGCUCGCGCUCAUGACGGACGCGGUGUGCCGCGACGACGCGCGCGGGGGCGCUCGACGCGCGACGGGCUGUUGGUGGCGUGCGAUCGCAUCGCGCCCGAUGCGCGUCCGUCAUGGGAUCUCUCGCGCGCGGAAUACGCGAUCCCGACGCCUGCGCUCAAAAAAUGCGAAAACGAGACGUCACACGGACCGCGAACCCUCGCGCUCGAGGUCGCGCGAUCGCGCUCGACGCGGCCUCUUUCGUCGACGCGCGCGCGACUCACGAUGAUCAACGCCGACGGUGAAAAUGUGGACCUGUACAUCCCGAGAAAGUGCUCGUGGACGAACCGCCUGAUCACGGCGAAGGAUAAGGCGUCGGUGCAGCUGAACGUCGGGCAUCUCGACGCGAACGGGGUGUACGACGGACGGUACACGACGGUCGCGCUCGCGGGUUACGUGCGAAGCAAGGGCGAAUCCGACUCCGCCAUCGACUUGCUCUGGCAAAAGAAGAAGGCGGCCAUCAACCAAGCGUAA